This is a messenger RNA of Pseudo-nitzschia multistriata, 934 nucleotides long. The record is from the annotation of a GenBank genome assembly. Lineage: Eukaryota; Bacillariophyta; Bacillariophyceae; Bacillariales; Bacillariaceae.
CAUGGUGCUUUAGCUGUGAUAGAUGCAAGAAGAGAUACCAAUUGGAAUGGGAGAAAUAAGGUCACACCACCUUCCGGUGCUCUCAAAUCUCCUUGGGAAAAGCAAACGUGUGAAUCCUUAUCGGACACGAACCUUCAGAGAAAACACCCGGGAGAUCCACCUCCUCUACAAUUAUCAGGAAGCAAUCCUGCUUUCACUGGCACAAUUAGUAGAUCAUCGAUGAGCGUUGCUACUACUCAGAAUUCGCUUCUUUCACUCCCCGGCAAGAAAGGAGUUCCGCACAUCUAUCACGAUUAUUCGAACGUCCCAGAUACAAUAGGCGUAGUUCGAAAGAAGACAGGUGGAGUAACCCAGCCUUUUCCAGAAAAGUUGCAUUUGAUGUUGGAUAAUGACGAUGAUCCUUCCAUAGUAAGCUGGCUUCCUCACGGAAGAGCCUUUUUGGUACGAAAGCCAGCAGAAUUUACAGCUCAAAUCAUGCCAAAGUAAGACUAUUUCUAUUGCUUUUUUGCUCAACUGUUGGUUACUUUGUUCGUACAGUCACUGAAGCUCUGGUAAACUCAUACAUCCGACGAUAUUAUUUGAACUACGAAAUUUCUACAGAUACUUCCGCCAAACCAAACUGACAUCUUUUCAGCGACAGGUACGCUCCUCUACCAUAUUUUUGUAUCCUCUAUCAAGAAAUUCUUCAUUACGUGAUGGCAUUUAUAUCCCAUAACUAACACAUUCUAAUCUUUGUUGCUCCAUGGAUUACUUAGCUGAAUUUGUACGGAUUUCGGAGACUAACGCAAGGCGCUGACGCUGGAGCAUAUUAUCAUGAAUUGUUCUUAAGAGGACGCCCUCAACUGUGCUUACGAAUGCAAAGACAGAAAAUCAAAGGGACUGGGCACAAGCAGGUGCGUUAUCGUAAAAAUAGGAAUAAUUUACUUCAAAUUAU